AUGGCUCCUUUUGAGGUGGCUCUUGACUAUGCUUGUGGCUAUGGUGCAGACUGUUCAGCAAUUCAACCUGGAACAGGUUGCUACAAUCCAAAUACUCUGAAAGACCAUGCUUCUUAUGCAUUUAAUGACUACUACCAGAAGAAUCCAGCUUCUACCAGCUGUGCAUUCGGAGGAACUGUUGUACUUACAAACAAGGAUCCCAGUAAUGGGAACUGCCGCUAUACAUCAUCCAAAACACCCAUCAUGAGUCCACCAACACCAACUUAUGUAAGCCCCCCAACUCCACCAAGCACUAUGACACCAACUACCCCAAGUACCAUGACUCCAACUACCCCAAGUACCAUGACUCCAACUACACCAGGUAUUAUGACACCAACUGCACCAGGUAUGACAACAAUUCCUGGUGGAGCAUCAGUCUAUGGUUCGGGACCAACAGGAAGCCCCAAUAUAGCCACAUCUGUUUCACACUCUGAAUUGCUGUUAUUUACCUUAUUUGGCUUGUGGGCUUCACUUCAUGUACAAAACUACACCUAGAUGAUGAACAAAGGGCAUUCAUUCUUCCUCUAAAACACCAGAAAUUACUCGGUCUUCAGCAGCUNUUGCAAGACUGCAAGGUGGCAGAGUCAACAUGGCCUAUUUGUCAUAUGAGUUCUCUCCAUUAAAACUAGUACUNCAUCACAUAAAUGUAUCUCUGAUAGAUCAUAAAGUAUGAGAAACUGAUAGGCUUGUAGACAGAUAUUUUACAAUAUUAGCAGAGAAGAAUAAAUUAUUAGAUUAUCUACUUCCAUUCAGAA
Molecule: messenger RNA, 794 nt
Organism: Vigna radiata var. radiata (mung bean)
Lineage: Eukaryota; Viridiplantae; Streptophyta; Magnoliopsida; Fabales; Fabaceae
Product: PLASMODESMATA CALLOSE-BINDING PROTEIN 4-like
Exons: 4
Coding region: 1-534 (177 amino acids)
Source: RefSeq, a predicted model, not a curated record